Sparassis crispa is the source of this 2298-nucleotide messenger RNA. RefSeq lists its product as hypothetical. Gene Ontology annotation, cellular component: plasma membrane. The record is from RefSeq and is a predicted model, not a curated record. The transcript has 17 exons. The coding region runs from base 1 to 2298 and encodes 765 amino acids. NCBI's taxonomy places the organism in Eukaryota, Fungi, Basidiomycota, Agaricomycetes, Polyporales, Sparassidaceae. Gene Ontology annotation, biological process: cell motility; actin filament organization.
AUGAACUCUUUUCAUUAUUUGCACUUCACUCGUUACUGUCAUCCAACCCGUUCGGAAUCUUCUCAUCUUAUCAGCGUUUUCCCUGUCUUUUUAGGCACUCAAGUACAAUGUCGACAAACGGCGGACCAUCUCUCACAACAGCAGCAGCUCCAGCACCGACGCCUCAAGUUGAAAGACCCACCCGCCAUGUACGCACUGAGGGAUGAAUCUGACGAGUUUGUCACGAACGACAACCUGAGGAAGAAGAUUAAAGCCAAAGUCAACCUCAAGCUGGUUAGCGCACCUGCUAUUGAGGCAGCGGAAAUAGUAGAGAAACUCAGCGUGAGGGACAACAAACUUGGUCUCGCGUUGACGUCGUUACGGAAAUAUAUUCGGGAAGAACAAUUUGCCAACGAGUUUCUUCAGCGCGACGGACUGUAUGAACUCAUCGAGGUGAUCAGCACUGCACACGGUAACACUCUCGCGUAUGCUCUCACAGCCAUGCAGAAUUUGAUGGAGCUCGACCACGGCUGGGACACUCUUGAUAAUACCUUCAUACUAAAGAUAGUACAGAUCCUCUCGUCCAAACAGUCCCUGAUCAAUGUCUGCCGACCUGCCACCGCGAUCUUGAAAAAGCUUGUAGAGGCGUCUCCCGUGAGCGCACCGGCUCUUGCAGCAAGCUCUAGCAAGGCACCCCCUGCACCGCCUCCGGGAUCCGUCUACAGAUACGGAUUUGAAGUCGUCUUCGAACAGAUGCGCAAGGAGACGCAGAUGUUAGCGACCGUCGUAGAUCGACUCGGGAGUGCCGAUACGACCAUGGCGCUGUACAGCAUGAUGCUGAUUAAUUCGCUCAUGGCCCAUGCCACUGAAAAUCAAUGGGAGGAGUUCAUCGCAGAGAUUGAGAGGCUGAACGUACGGAAGGCAGUCAUUCGCCUGAUGUCAUCUCAUACGAUUGAAGACCUGACCUCUUGCAUCUUGGAUUUCCAAGCAAACAUGAUUCGGGUGGCAUUUCGCAGGAAGAUGACUGCUGUGGAGCCCGAAUUCGAGCCCUCACAUAGCGCUGCGCUGAACUACAUCUGGUCGAACAGCAAAUUACCGGAAGAAACCGACGCACAGGGCACGUUGAAGUGGAGAAAGCUUGGCUUUGAUACCGAAGACAUUACACAGGAGUUCCGCGAAGUUGGGGUGCUCGGAUUGGAUUCUCUGCGGAACUUCGUCUCCACGGAUCCUGAUUACUGGGCUAAGGUAGUCCAGGAACAGAUUAGUCGCUCAAAGGAGCGGCGAUGUCCCAUUGCGAAGGCGUCAAAUGAGGUUGCCGAUCUGCUGUCGGAGCAUUGGGCGAUAUAUGCCCCUGGAUACUCCACGUCCACGACGUUCCAGCCAUUCUUUCUGAACCUCUACAAAGUACAUGCACUUGCGACACAUUUCUUCCUGCGGAUGUGGAACGAGAGCGGUGCUUCAAGAGGCGACUUUCCUCGUCUUGUUGCACUAACACGGAGCCAGGUAAAAGUAGCAUUGCGGCGGGAGAAUAUAAGGCUCUGGCACGAAGUAGAACAGGAUUUCCUUGAGUGCGAAUACCGUGCCGUUAGGGACCGCCAGAUGCAAGAGCUCGAGAUGGAAGAUGAUAUCAUGAGCAAGGUGCCCGUACGGAACAUGCGCGCCAAAUUGUACAAGGAGUCCUUUGAGUUUGUGCGUCAGCAACGUAUACAUUGCUUGCUAGAGGGCGCAUGGUUCAUGAACGCUACACCAAUCACGACCACUAUUACGCGGGACACCAUGCGGCGGCCUACCCGGCCGUGGCGGUUCAUGAGACUGGACAAUGGAACAAAGUAUCUUCAUUACGUUGAUAGCGCGGUGAAGUUUCCUGUGCGGAAAGGUCUGGAGGACCUUCCCGAGCGGAUCGAUGUGUCGCUCAUCAACGAGGUUGCGACGGGGACCUGUGUGCCAUUCCCGAACACUAUCCUCGACACCAUUGAUCUGUCUAACGGUUCCUUAUCGCCGCUGGCGGCGUCCCCUCUUUCAUUUUCGUUGCUUACUGCUGGUGGUUCGUCGCUAGCGGACCAAAUAGCCCCCGACCAGUCCAGAUGGGCGGACUGGACGGACGGUUUGAACAUGCUCAGGCGAGUCGGCGGCCACGUUGCCUCGACAGAAACAGAAGUGUUCGUCCAGGCGUUGACGGAGAUCGGCCUCAAGAUUAAACUUCUAGAUCUGUCGGGCGAGAGAGUAGAGAUUCCAAGCGGUCUUCUAGCGGGCCCACCGCCGUCGAAUAGCGACUUCUUCUUCUCGGACUUGUCGUAUGCUUAUGAUACCCAAACGUAG